AUGGGUGAUAACCUGGUGUACGCCGUUCGAUCAAGUCAAGGCUUCUACUUGAAGCGCGGGUUGGGGACAGAUGCAGUGACAGUCUUCGAGCAAAACAAUUCAUCAAAAGAAGUUGCCUGUAAUGUGUUCGCAUACAGCAAUAACGGACAGCUGUUCGCCUACUGCGAUAAUCAAGUAACACGGGUAUUCGAGAUCGCAACACACAAAGAAAUUCUCUGCGUGGAGCUGAAAAGAACACGGAAAAUCUUGUUCUCUCCCAGAGACAACUACUUGCUGACUUUCGAGCCAUGGGCUAUCUAUGGAGCAAAGACAUCAGAAAAUCAAAAGCCUGAGCCGAAUGUUCGAGUUUUCAGUCUGGCUGACGGAAGACACGUAUCAACAUUUUCUGCUCCAAAAGAAGCUUCAUGGGAGCCACAAUUCUCCGACGAUGAGGCUUUGGCCGCUCGGAUGGUUGGAAGCGAGAUCUUUUUCUACAACGGCAUGUCCUUCGAUAGAUAUGAACACAAACUUGUGGAAAAGGGAGCCACGAGCUUCUCACUGAGUCCAGGAAAUUGUCCAAAUCACGUCGCUGUUUACGUUCCAGCUGUCGGAUCCAAUCCGGCACGCGUUCGUGUUCACAAAGUGUCAACCGGCUUCCCAGUCGUUGGCAAUCGCACGUUCUACAAAUCAGACAAGGCAGUGGUCACCUGGAAUCCACGUGGAAAUGCUCUUCUGAUUCUCGCCUCGGUCGAUGUAGACAAGACGAAUCAGUCAUAUUAUGGAGAACAGAGUCUGUACCUGAUCAACAUUCAAUCAGGAGACUCAGUGAUCGUUCCACUUGAGAAACAAGGACCAAUUUACGCUGCAAAGUGGAAUCCAAAUGGACGCGAGUUCGCUGUUUGCUAUGGUUACAUGCCAGCAAAAGUGACUUUCUACAAUCCAAAAGGUGUUCCAAUCUUUGAUAUGGCUGAAGGACCAAGAAACGACAUAUUCUAUAACGCAUUUGGAAACAUCGUUCUUGUUUGCGGUUUCGGAAACAUCUCAAAGGGAAAAAUGGAGUUCUGGGAUGCGGAAAAUAAGAAGGAGAUCAUUUCGAUUGAAGUUCCAAAUACAACUCUCUUCGACUGGGCUCCAGAUGGCCAACACUUUGUCACGUGUACCACUGCUCCACGUCUCCGCAUCGACAAUUGCUACCGGUUCUGGCAUUAUACGGGUCGCAUGCUUGCUGAAACCCACUUCGACUCUCCAAAAGAAGAACUUUGGGAAGUGCGGUGGCGUCCAAUGAUGGGCUACAACAAGUUCGCCAUAAAGGAGCUUACCAAGACCGACAAGAUGGCCGCUGGUCUCCCCAUUAAGAAGAAGGAUGCUUCUCAUCCUUUGAACAACGUUCCAGCCGGAGCGGUUCGUCAAGCUGGUGCUUACAUUCCACCUCAUCUCAGGAAACCACUAGGAGGUGGUGGAGCAGCUGGCCCACCAUCGGCUCCUGCCGCUGCCAAUGGAAACCAGAAUCAUCGGCCAGCGCCACAAAGGACAAAUGGAAACGGAAACGUUCCUCAGCCAUUCCGCCCACAACAGUCGGAUCAAGACCGUAAACUGUUCCAGCUAAAAAAGAAGGUUGAUGAGAUUCAGGUUCUCAAACAAAAACAAGCCAAUGGUGACCAUCUCCAACCGAAUCAGAUGGAAAAGAUCAAGCGUGAAGAAGAAUAUCUCGCUGACAUUGCCAAGCUGACGAUCUAA
Messenger RNA from Caenorhabditis briggsae, 1716 nucleotides. Gene Ontology annotation, cellular component: cytosolic small ribosomal subunit. Lineage: Eukaryota; Metazoa; Nematoda; Chromadorea; Rhabditida; Rhabditidae. The coding region runs from base 1 to 1716 and encodes 571 amino acids. The transcript has 9 exons. The record is from RefSeq and is a predicted model, not a curated record. Gene Ontology annotation, biological process: translational initiation. Gene Ontology annotation, molecular function: translation initiation factor activity; ribosome binding; mRNA binding.